AUGUCCCUGUACCCAACCCUGGCACAGAAAGAUGGGCAUCAUCCUGUCCUGGUCACAGGUCAUGGGGAUGACUCAGAUGGCUUCAACCUAGAAGAUGCCCUGCUUGACAUCAGCACCAAGCGACGCUUUGAUUUGGCUGAUUACUUUGACACCCCUCUGGAGACUACGACCAAACCAGCCAAGCCGACUCCGAAGCCCUUCCCCAAGCCAGGGAAGCCAGACAACAACUUUUGGGAUGUCAUCCGCACCACCACAACCAAGCAGCCAAAAACUACGAGGGCUCCCCGCAAGCCUCUCCCAGCAGAGGAUCCUAUGGGUUUUGACUUGGCUGAUGCCCUUGAUGAUAAGAACGAUAGGAAGGAUCCUGGGAGGCCGGGCAUAAGGCAAGGUGAAGAUUUUUCAGACGAUGACCUGGCCAGCAUUGUGGACGGUGGCUACAGCCCGGACAAGAAGAAAGGUGAUGGGGGCAACACCGACAACAACUAUGGUGGAGGCACAGUGGCGGAGACAGGGACGAUCGCCGGCAUCGCGAGCGGCCUGGCCAUGGCACUCAUCGGGGCCGUCACCAGCUACAUCUCCUACCAGCAGAAGAAGUUCUGCUUCAGCAUCCAGCAGGGACUUAAUGCGGAAUAUGUGAAAGGAGAAAACAUGGAAGCUGUCGUAAGCGAGGAACCCCAAGUUAAAUAUUCAGUACUGCAAACACAGUCCGCAGAACCACCAAAACAAGACGGUGCGAAGAUUUAA
Messenger RNA from Apaloderma vittatum (bar-tailed trogon), 744 nucleotides. RefSeq names its product CD99 molecule-like 2 (gene CD99L2). NCBI's taxonomy places the organism in Eukaryota, Metazoa, Chordata, Aves, Trogoniformes, Trogonidae. The record is from RefSeq and is a predicted model, not a curated record. The coding region runs from base 1 to 744 and encodes 247 amino acids. The transcript has 10 exons.